Messenger RNA from Ambispora leptoticha, 140 nucleotides. Lineage: Eukaryota; Fungi; Glomeromycota; Glomeromycetes; Archaeosporales; Ambisporaceae. The record is from the annotation of a GenBank genome assembly.
AUGGCUCACCUCAGUCGCAUUUCUCUUGAGAAUCCCAAAGUACUUGACAUUCUCCAAAAUGAUGCCAAAGAUUAUGCUAACGAGUCAAAGUAUAUUACUGUAUUUGUGACCAGUGAGGACAAUGCCUAUGAGGACGGAAG